AUGGCCAACGACACCGGUAUUCCCUCCGCGUCCUCCGAGACACCAGCCGCGGAUGCAACAGAAUACAACACCUGGAACCCACCCAAAGCGUCGCCAUCCCAAUCUCCAACACCCACUGGAACGAAGACCACAACAAUCGACGCCCUCCUCUACCCCUCGGGCUCAAAAUCCCUCUCGGGAAUCUCGCUGCGCGCGUUCCUCCUCGGCACAACGCUCGGCCUCUCCACCGCGCUGACCCUCACCCUGCUAAACAUCACUGACUAUUUCAACCUCGACUCUGACUGGUCGCCGCACUACCUCUGGCGCCUCCCCUUCUUCCUAUCUAGUCUCGCGCUCUUCCACUUCCUCGAAUACUACAUCACCGCAGCGCACAACACGCGCUACGCCGACGUCGCCGCGUUCCUGCUCUCCACGAACGGGUGGGCCUACAAUGUCGCGCACUCUUCGGCGGCAGUUGAGUGUCUGCUGGGAUACCUCUUCUGCCCGCGUGACUCGUAUUUCGAGUUCACGGCUUCUGUGGACGGGGUGAAAGUCCAGGUUGUGGCUGGGCUGUUGUUUAUGGUUGUGGGCCAGGUAAUUCGCUCGCUGGCGAUGGCGCAGGCGGGGAGUAACUUCAACCAUACGGUGCAGGUUGAGCGGAAGGAUGGACAUAUGCUUGUUACGCAUGGAAUAUACAGUGUGUUGAGGCACCCGAGUUACUUUGGGUUCUUCUGGUGGGGGCUCGGGACGCAGCUGGUGCUUGGGAAUGUGGUUUGCUUUGUGGGGUACGCGGUUGUGCUAUGGAAGUUCUUUAGUAGUCGGAUUCAGAGAGAGGAGCGCUUCUUAAUUGCGUUCUUUGGGGAGGAGUAUGUGGAGUACAAGAAGAGGACCAUCGUUGGUAUCCCGUGUAUCGCAUAG
Aspergillus mulundensis is the source of this 897-nucleotide messenger RNA. Its product is annotated as protein-S-isoprenylcysteine carboxyl O-methyltransferase. The transcript has 2 exons. Gene Ontology annotation, molecular function: protein C-terminal S-isoprenylcysteine carboxyl O-methyltransferase activity. Gene Ontology annotation, biological process: C-terminal protein methylation. The record is from RefSeq and is a predicted model, not a curated record. Lineage: Eukaryota; Fungi; Ascomycota; Eurotiomycetes; Eurotiales; Aspergillaceae. Gene Ontology annotation, cellular component: endoplasmic reticulum; membrane. Bases 1 to 897 code for a protein of 298 amino acids.